AGGUCACAGAGUGGGGCGUGUCUGGUCGGUGAUUGGGAACUCCUCGUUGUAUAGAGACGGACGGAAAGGAGAGAUCGGAGAUGAGUGGUCCGGCCAGAGUGAUCGUGUGUCUGCUGAGGAAUGAUCUCCGCUUCCAUGACAACGAGGUACUGUUGUGGGCACACAGAAAUGCUGAUCAUAUCGUCCCUUUAUAUUGCUUUGACCCGAGACACUACCUUGGAACACAUCACUACAAUUUUCCAAAGACCGGGUCUCUUCGGUUGAAAUUUCUUUUAGAGAGUGUUAAGGAUUUACAGAACACUCUGAAGAAAAGAGGAAGCAAUCUCUUAUUGAAAAGAGGUCACCCAGAAGAUGUCAUUGAAGAUCUAAUCAAGAAGUUGGGCCCAGUGACUGCUGUUGCUUUCCAAGAAGAAGCAACAAAGGAAGAACUUGAUGUUGAAAAGUCCAUAAAGCAAGUCUGUACUCGUCAUGGGGUAAAAGUCCAAUCAAUCUGGGGGUCCACAUUGUACCACCGUGAUGAUCUUCCAUUCAGGCACAUCUCCAGUUUACCUGAUGUCUACACCCAGUUUAGGAAAGCUGUGGAAACGCAAUGCAAAGUGCGGCCUACCCUUCAGAUGCCAGAGCAAUUAAAAUCUUUACCAGGAGGCCUGGAGGAGGGUUCAGUUCCGACAAUAGAAGAUUUUGGACAGCAAGAUCCUUUAAGCGAUCCAAGAACAGCAUUUCCUUGCAGUGGAGGUGAAUCCCAGGCCUUACAGAGAUUGGAUUAUUAUUUCUGGGAUACGAAUCUUGUAGCUUCCUAUAAAGAUACACGAAAUGGACUAAUAGGAAUGGAUUAUUCAACCAAAUUUGCUCCAUGGCUUGCUUUUGGCUGCAUUUCCCCCAGAUAUAUCUUUGAGCAGAUCGGCAAAUAUGAGAAGGAGCGAACUGCAAAUCAAAGUACAUAUUGGGUGAUUUUUGAGCUUCUAUGGCGGGAUUACUUCCGUUUUGUGGCUCUAAAAUAUGGCAGGAGAAUUUUCUUUCUGAAAGGUCUUCAGGAUAGAGAUGUCCCCUGGAAGAAAGACCAACAACUGUUUGAUGCCUGGAAAGAGGGCCGUACCGGAGUACCCUUUGUUGAUGCCAAUAUGCGUGAGCUGGCAAUGACUGGAUUUAUGUCAAAUAGAGGGCGCCAAAAUGUGGCCAGCUUUCUCACUAAAGACCUUGGAAUAGACUGGAGGAUGGGUGCGGAGUGGUUUGAAUAUUUAUUGGUGGAUUAUGAUGUUUGCAGUAACUAUGGAAACUGGUUGUACAGCGCAGGAAUUGGGAAUGACCCUAGAGAGAAUAGGAAGUUCAAUAUGAUAAAGCAAGGGCUGGAUUACGAUGGGAAUGGCGAUUAUAUCCGACUGUGGGUUCCAGAAUUGCAGCAGAUUAAAGGCGGUGCUGUUCAUACUCCCUGGGCACUGAGUAGUUCUGCCCUGUCCCAUGCCAAUGUAACUCUUGGAAAGACCUACCCACUUCCAAUAGUCAUGGCACCAGAAUGGAGCCGACAUAUCAAUCAGAGGCCGGCUAGUGGUACUGCACCAGCAAAGAGAGGAAAAGGUCCAUCUUAUACACCUAAACAGCACAAGAACAGAGGAGUAGAUUUCUACUUUUCCAGGAAUAAAGAUGUUUGACACAAGAUAUGGCCGCUGAGGAUUCACUUGUAAUGGCUGCCAGAGACUUGGCCAGAAUUCUGAUGCGUUUUUAAUGACCUAUAAUGAAAAAGUAUACUUGAAAGCCAAGUUCAGCCAAAAUCACCAGUGGAUUAUAAGUGAUAUAUCUGUAUAGCCAUACAUUUAUAUAGCCUGCAUUUUUUAUUUUACACAUGGUAUAUUUGUGUUGCAUUCAUUCUAAACGGGAACCCAACACACACAUACAAUGUGAAGAAAUGCACCUUCUCUUCAGUGCACCAUAACACACAGGUGUAGUGUGUGUUGUGUGCUGCAUUGGGCAAAAAUAGUGCAGGUGCAUUUUUUUUUUUUUUUGUGCUUUGAGACUGUUUGGGCUACCCUAACCCAAUGUAUGUCAACACACAAAAAGAGUGUGGAACGGUGCAGGUACAUAUUAAAAGGUUCUUUAAAGCUG
Molecule: messenger RNA, 2100 nt
Organism: Rana temporaria (common frog)
Lineage: Eukaryota; Metazoa; Chordata; Amphibia; Anura; Ranidae
Product: cryptochrome DASH
Exons: 14
Coding region: 81-1649 (522 amino acids)
Biological process (GO): photoreactive repair
Molecular function (GO): FAD binding; deoxyribodipyrimidine photo-lyase activity; damaged DNA binding
Source: RefSeq, a predicted model, not a curated record